This is a messenger RNA of Babesia bovis T2Bo, 3511 nucleotides long. Its product is annotated as variant erythrocyte surface antigen-1 alpha subunit. The record is from RefSeq and is a predicted model, not a curated record. The coding region runs from base 54 to 3476 and encodes 1140 amino acids. The transcript has 2 exons. NCBI's taxonomy places the organism in Eukaryota, Apicomplexa, Aconoidasida, Piroplasmida, Babesiidae.
GCACGUAUCUACAGGAUGUAAAACAUGAGAAUAAGUGUGGUGAUUGUGGGUGUAUGAAAUGGGAAGUGCCCAACCCGGGUGAUCACAGUAAAGGACACCACCUGGGCAGGGGGUGUACAAAGUGUAAGAGUAGUGAGGAGGCGAAGAAGGAUUGUAAUUGUAAUCCUGGUGGUGGCUGUCAGGGAGCUGACAAGGAGUGUCAAUGCGCUAAGGAAGGCAAAUGCUGCAAGUGUUGUUGUAAGGAUAAGUGUGGGACGUGUAGUGAUAAGUGUAGAUGUGUCAAAGAGGAGGAAAUCAUUUGUCGUGAUAACUAUAGCGCAAAACGCUAUAUAUCAGCAUAUGUAGGAUCACUAAGGAGCUGGGUUGAUGGUGGCGGACUGUACGAACAUAAACCAAAAUGGAACGAACUGAUUACAACUGGAGGCACUACCAGUGGAACUGAGAUAAAGGAUGGUUUGACCCCCUCCCAACGCCGUCACCAAUGUGCCCAGAUAUUACUAGGGUCAGUAUGUCUCAUCUGGAGUGGACUUACCUAUAUGCAUUGGACGGGCAAGUGGGCCAAGGGUAGUCCUUACUGGAACAACCACAUCCUGGACGGUAGUGGUCUAGAUGAUGGUACACUAUCCCAAUGGCUACAGGCCUUAGGAUUUCCUAAAGAUAUGUUGAAUGACAGCGGUCCUGGAAAUAGAUUGGAUGCUGUUAUAUGGGAUGGGUUUAGGGAUAUGCUUUUCUUGGGAUUCCUGGAGCCUAGUGGCCUUGGUUAUGGUGUCAGUGACACUAAUGAUAAUACAGCCAGACAACCAGCUGGUAUGAACUAUCCUGGAUUUGUGCAUACUGCACAUAGGGAUUCAUUCAAUGAACAAGCUAUUGUCUUCAAGAAUGGCAGCUCUAGUACUAGUGACAUUGACCAACACAAACAAGGCGCCCUUUUCAAGCUAUACAUUCUAUCAUGCGCCUACUUCACUGGAUUUCAGAAAAGGACUACUCACAGUACCCCUAGGAAUCCCAAGACCAUCCGUGAGAUCCUCUACUGGCUUAGUGCAUUGCCCUAUAGUCAGGCCUAUAAGCAGAUACUGGAACAUGGUAAGAAGGAACUCGAAAAGGUACUCAAGAAACCCGGAGACACUGACUCUACCAAUGGAGAGACACAACUCAAAUUCCACCAAACAGGCCGUUGGCAUCCUAUUACAGUACAUGAAUACAACCUGUUUGCUCACUUCCAAGCAGUGACUCAGUACUGCCCACUGGUGCUCAUAGGUAUCCAAGGUGGAAUACACAGUCCUAAAGGCAGUGACAGGACUAGAGAACCUGCCAUUCACUCUUUAUAUGCCAACACGGAGUGUAAUUUCACCUAUCCCACAGUGUCCAUCCAAGCAUACAACCAGGUGGUCCACUACAUUAGGGCUCUGUUCUACCAGUUGUACUUUCUUAGGAAGCAAUGUGCAGUUAAAGUGACUUGUGGAGGCAAAUGGCGUGAGUGUAGGUAUGGUAGUGGAGUGCUUGGGAAGGAUGUGGUUAGCUGGGUGUGCCUGGGGUGUGACCCCAUGGAACAUGAUAGGAAAUGUAGGGUAAAGGAGUUGAAGAAGACAUUGGAUGGGGUGAAGGGAGAUGCAGAAAAGGUAAAGGCAGUUUUAGAGAAGAUUGGUGAUGUAGUGGUACAAUUGGGUAAUGCCCAGGAGGUAUUGGAAAAGGAUAUUAAUAAUGAUAAGGUGGCAGUAGCGGCACUAAAGAAAGUAUCAGGGGUGAAUAAUGGAAGUGAUCUAAAGGAUGUACUAGGGAAGGUACUAACGGUAGUGGAAGAGAAGGUGACGGAACUAGAAAGGGUGGUGAAGGAUGAUGGGCAGACAUCACAGGCAGUAAGUAAGGCUAAGAAGGCACUACAGGAGGCUAAGGAAAUGGUGCAGAAAGAUGGUGAUAAGAAGAACAAGCUUAAUGCUGCUCAUCAUGGGUUACAAAAGGUAUUGGAAGCAUUGCUUCUAUUAAAGGAUACAUCGACAAGGCUCGACGGACACAAAGAGGCACUGUUAGAUGCCACAAGCAAACUCACCUCCAUCUGCACCUCUCCCAAGUGCCAGGGAUGCAACUCACACUCCAACAAGUGCGGCAAGGAGGGAAAGCAGACUAUCUGUAAGACCUGCCACCAACAAUACAUGGACGGCACACCAUCACCCCUCCAGGCAUUCCUUGAAGACAGACUACCAGGAUUUAGUUGUGACGUAGUGCGAAGCGAUGACAAUGACACUCCAGACUACCCACUGGCUGCAUCCCACGUAGAACACUGUAAUGGCUCAGGUCAGUGCUGCCCAGUGCCAAUGGGUUUUAGAAAUAACUUCCAGGAAGGAAUCACCCAUAUCGGCCAACGCCUUUAUGGUAUCCUCUACUUCUUUAGUAACGGUGACAUGAUGCAGUCUUGUGUUUAUACACUAGUGAGAGUUACAGCAGCCCUCAGUGCCACCACACCACAGGUACUGGGUGAUGUAUUCGGGUUCUUUAGGGGAGGUGUAGGAAAUCCAUUAAAGGGAAAGCCACAGAAGGGAGAUGAAAAGAACUGUGAGCACCAAGGAGAUCCAAGUGACACUUCUGAGAAGAACAAAGAAAACUACUAUUGCGGCUGGUGUGCCUCUGGGUUACGUGAAGAAGUAAAGAAGAUAGAGUGGAUUCCAAAGGGAGGAAACAGUGAUAAAGGAGGGAAGUACAGAGGGAGUGUCGGUAAAGCGCUAAUAGAUAUUAAGGGCGAGAAGGGCAGUAGUACCACUACAUAUUCCAGCACUGCUACUGCCAAUACAUCCCUAUCACGACUCACUAAGAACUGCCAGUACCUCUCCCCCCUAACCGGUGAACUGUACACCGCAGUGAGUGCCACAUUCGGUAGAACAUACCUCUCAUGGGGACUACAGUCGCUGGCUAGUGAAUUCCAACAGAUUGAGUGCCGUGGCUGUAAGGGAAACUGUGACCCCAAUAAGUGCAAGAAGGGAGCCCAUGGACAGGGUAGUGCACAAUGUAACUGCUCCUCAAUCGUAUCAUGUACCGGGGUACUGCCAGUACUGUAUAGACAUGGCUUCAGCUACGGUAACCCAUUCAAUCUGGAGGGGUAUGAACAGAAGGAUGGAGAGACGGAGGGGGAUUAUAGUAUUACAGAGGAUACGAAGGGGAAGAAGCUGUGUCAUCAAUUCUUAGAGAGUCUCAGUGCAGUGAUUGACAAGAACAAGCAGGACCAGGACCAUCCCCUCAGCAACCUCCUCUCCCAGGUCGGCCAACUCCAAUACGACAUACGGCUCCCGUGGAUCUUUGUUCUCACGGUAGCCUGGCUAGUAGCGGUACUCUAUCUCGCUUUUGGUGCCAUAUGGCCACUGGACUGGACACAUAUGAGGUCACAUUGGUUACGGGGUGGUGAACACCAGUGGCAAUGUAUGUGGUAUAAGGUGAUGACGGGACGGAAGGGAAUGGCAUUGAUAGAGUAUUUUGGUAGGAAGUAGUGGCGACGUAGUGUUAGAGAUUGUAAAUAAAUACA